AUGGGAAAACCUGAGUUCAACAGUCCACGUGGUGGCGGCCGUGGGGGAGGUCGAGGUGGUGGAGGAGGUUUUCGUGGUGGACGCGGAGGAGGUGGCGGCGGCCGCGGAGGCUUUGGCGGAGGUCGGGGCGGCGGCGGCGGAGGAAAGUUUGAGAAGCGCGGUGGGGGCGGAGGACGGGGCUUCGGCGGCAGAGGAGGAGGCCGCGGACGAGGUGGGCCAAGCAAAAGAGGUGGCUUCAAGGGAGGAAAGCAAGUUAUAAUUGAGCCACACAGACAUGCUGGAGUGUUCAUAGCGAGAGGCAAAGAAGAUGCACUGGUUACAAAAAAUUUGGUGCCUGGUUCAGAGGUUUAUGGUGAGAAGAGAAUAUCAGUUGAGACCGAAGGAGAAAAGGUGGAAUACAGAGUAUGGAAUCCGUUCAGAUCAAAGUUGGCUGCUGCAAUCAUGGGUGGAGUUGACGCUAUUCACAUGCCACCAGGCUCUCGGGUACUGUAUCUGGGAGCUGCUAGUGGAACCACUGUGAGCCACGUCUCUGAUAUUGUUGGACCAGAAGGUUUGGUGUAUGCAGUAGAGUUCUCGCACAGAUCUGGCCGUGAUUUAAUAAAUGUUGCCAAGAAGAGAACAAAUAUCAUUCCUAUCAUAGAAGAUGCAAGGCAUCCAUUGAAAUACAGAAUGUUAGUGGGCAUGGUAGACACAAUAUUUGCGGAUGUAGCGCAGCCUGACCAAGCUAGAAUUGUCAGUUUGAAUGCACAGCACUUUUUAAAGAAUGGAGGACAUUUCGUAAUAUCAAUCAAGGCAUCAUGCAUAGACUCCACGGCACAGCCUGAAGCAGUAUUUGCAGCGGAAGUCAAAAAAUUGCAAGCUGACAAACUCAAACCUCAGGAGCAGUUGACGUUAGAACCUUAUGAAAGAGAUCAUGCUGUUGUUGUUGGUGUGUUUAGGCCACCACCGAAGAAGACGUAG
This is a messenger RNA of Parnassius mnemosyne (clouded apollo), 960 nucleotides long. The record is from the annotation of a GenBank genome assembly. Lineage: Eukaryota; Metazoa; Arthropoda; Insecta; Lepidoptera; Papilionidae.